AUGUCUUCUCCCAAGCUCAAAGUCGCCAUUGCAGGCCUCGGCCGCAUGGGGUCACGUCAUGCUCUUCAUUUUCAUCAGUUAACACCCAGAGCUGAGUUGAUAGCUGUUUCCUCCCCAGACCCAAAAGAGAUUGCAUGGGCAGCUCGCAACUUGGAAGGUGUCAGGACCUAUCUCGAUUAUGAUGAAAUGUUGAAGGCAGAAAAGGAUCUCCAAGCCGUGGUCGUUUCAUCGGCCACUGUCGUUCAUGCUGAACAAGCCAUCAAGGCCAUCAAUCUGGGACUCCAUGUUCUCUGUGAGAAGCCUCUCAGUACCAGCCCAGAAGUGUCGCAAACUGUGGUUACGGCCUAUCGUCAAUCCAUCAAGAAGCAUCCUUCGCAGAAGGUGAUUUGUGGCUUCUCCCGACGCUUCGAUGCCUCAUACCGUGAUGCGUAUUCCAAAGUCAAAUCUGGCAUGAUUGGCCGACCUUCAGUGUUCCGCAGUCAAACCUGCGACAAGCUCGACCCUUCAGGUUUCUUUGUGCAGUAUGCACAAUUCUCUGGUGGCAUAUUUGUCGACUGCUCUAUUCACGACAUUGAUCUUGCACUAUGGUUCUUCGGAGAAGACUCCAUCGUCAAAUCCGUCACCGCUGUCGGCAUCACAGCGGUCAGUCCCGAGCUGCGACAAUACAACGACCGUGAUAAUGCAGUCGGUAUCGUCGAAUUCUACGGCGGCAAGAUUGCUCAGCUGUUCUGCUCCCGCAUGAUGGCUGCAGGCCAGGAAGACACGACUGAAGUCACUGGAACCGAAGGCAAGCUCUCCAUCAAUGCCCAGCCACAGUCGAAUCUGGUCAACAUCUACGAUUCGACAGGAAUCCGCCGUGAGAUUCCUCCUCACUAUUAUGGACGGUUCCGUGACGCUUUCAUCACCGAGGCAAAUGAGUUCACUGCUUGCUGUCUCGACAAUACCGAGGUGCCUUUCAGGCUUGAGGGUGCGGUCACGGCAGUCAAGGUUGGUGCUGCAUUGCAAGAAUCCUUGAUCACAGGCAAGAAGAUCGAGUUCGACGAGAUCGGACGAAGAAUCCAGGAGGAGCAAGCGCCCAAGGCUAAGUUGUGA
This is a messenger RNA of Exophiala bonariae, 1092 nucleotides long. RefSeq lists its product as uncharacterized. Gene Ontology annotation, cellular component: cytoplasm. Gene Ontology annotation, molecular function: nucleotide binding; oxidoreductase activity. Bases 1 to 1092 code for a protein of 363 amino acids. The record is from RefSeq and is a predicted model, not a curated record. NCBI's taxonomy places the organism in Eukaryota, Fungi, Ascomycota, Eurotiomycetes, Chaetothyriales, Herpotrichiellaceae. The transcript has 2 exons. Gene Ontology annotation, biological process: NADPH regeneration.